This is a messenger RNA of Hydra vulgaris (swiftwater hydra), 1199 nucleotides long. RefSeq names its product tRNA (guanine-N(7)-)-methyltransferase non-catalytic subunit wuho. Gene Ontology annotation, molecular function: protein binding. Gene Ontology annotation, biological process: tRNA modification; RNA (guanine-N7)-methylation. The record is from RefSeq and is a predicted model, not a curated record. Gene Ontology annotation, cellular component: tRNA methyltransferase complex; cytosol; nucleus. Lineage: Eukaryota; Metazoa; Cnidaria; Hydrozoa; Anthoathecata; Hydridae.
UUUGUUACUACGUCUAACAAAAUCCUGCGUUUUUCGUAGCAUGGUAUACAAAAGUAAAGCAAACUUUACCAAAUGAAAUGAGUGUUUUCAUAAGCAGUAACCGCAAAAGUUUAUUGGCUAUAUCAGUGAAAAAUAGUUUAAAAAUUAUUGAGUUAGAAAAAAAUGAAGCAAUACUCAGCUAUGUAAAUCAACUAACAAGUGUUAAAGAAGAACAGAAUGAAGUUGAUAUUAUAGCCCAUAAAUUUUCUCCUGAUAGUUGUUAUUUUGCUGCAAUUACUGGAAAUAAAAAACUUUUUGUAUGGAAAAUGGCUGACAAGAAUGUUUGUUGUACCAUGGAUAUUGGAAAGCGUCCUACUUGUCUUUCAUUUGAACAUGAUAAAAAUACAGUGGUUGUUGGGGAUAAAAGUGGAGAUGUAUACCAAUGUGCACUUGAAGAAACCAAACCAAAGCUUCUUCUUGGGCAUCUGUCAAUGGUAUUGGAUGUUAUUCUAACCCCUGAUUGCAGCUUCAUAAUAAGUGCUGAUCGUGAUGAAAAAAUUCGUGUGAGUUCUUAUCCAAUGAGUUUUUGCAUACACUCAUUUUGUCUUGGACACACUGGGAUGGUUUCUUGCAUAUCACUUAUUUCAACUGAUCGGUUGGUUUCUGUGUCUUCUGAUUUAACUUUGCGGCUCUGGGAUUUUAAGAAAGGAAUACAACUAUCUGAGAGUGUUCAACUUCCCAAAGAUUGCAUUGUUUCACAUCUUGAGGUAUGCAGCAAUGAAAUAGCUAUCAUGGCUGAGAGGUUAACAGAGUUAAGAAUAUAUCGAGUUGAUAAUGAUCUUAUCAGAUUUCACUCAGUCAUAAAGUUGCAUAGUACUCUACUAAGUUUUACCUAUGUAGCAGAAAACAAUAUUGCUGUUGUAUUGAAAGACUCAAGUAGGCCAUUUGUUAUGCUUCGUCUUGUAGAGGAUGUUUAUACUGAAGUUAACCAUGAAUUAUGCUUGGCAAUUUCUUCCCAUAUUGGAAUGGAUUUUAGCUUACUUCCAGAACCGUCAACUUUAAUUCAGUUAUUAAAGCCAGUUAACGGAAAGCGAUCGUUUCAAGCGAUAACUCCAGAAGCAACAAUAAAUAUUGAGAGUUCUUCCAUUUCCAAUUAUUCAAAAAAGACAAAAACAGCUGUAAAAUGAUGAUUAAAUCUAAAAUAAACGUGUUUUUCCUGA